Messenger RNA from Tauraco erythrolophus (red-crested turaco), 1369 nucleotides. It is a transcript of the gene LIMS2, whose product is annotated as LIM zinc finger domain containing 2. Gene Ontology annotation, cellular component: cytoplasm; focal adhesion; cell-cell junction. Gene Ontology annotation, biological process: positive regulation of substrate adhesion-dependent cell spreading; cell-cell adhesion; cell-cell junction organization. NCBI's taxonomy places the organism in Eukaryota, Metazoa, Chordata, Aves, Musophagiformes, Musophagidae. The record is from RefSeq and is a predicted model, not a curated record.
AUGGCUGGCCUGAGACUGCGGGGACUGGCAUCCUCCAAACUUUAUCAGCGCCGUCAGGAUCGGCUAAGUGGCACAGGUAACAUGUCUGAUGCUCUCGCAAAUGCAGUAUGUGAACGCUGCCAGACUCGAUUUGAUCCUGCAGAAAGGAUUGUGAACAGCAAUGGGGAGCUCUAUCAUGAAAACUGCUUUGUCUGUGCUCAGUGUUUUCGUCAGUUCCCAGAUGGACUUUUUUAUGAGUUCGAAGGUCGGAAGUACUGUGAGCAUGACUUUCAGAUGCUGUUUGCUCCUUGCUGCGGGGAAUGUGGUGAGUUCAUCAUUGGGCGCGUUAUCAAGGCUAUGAACAAUAACUGGCACCCAGAGUGCUUCCGCUGUGAGCUCUGCGAUGUAGUGCUUGCUGACCUGGGGUUUGUGAAGAAUGCUGGCAGGCAUCUGUGCAGGCCAUGCCAUAACCGUGAAAAAGCUAAGGGACUGGGCAAGUACAUCUGUCAGAAGUGCCACUUGAUAAUUGAUGAGCAGCCUCUGAUGUUUAGGAAUGAUUCCUACCAUCCCGAUCACUUCAACUGCACCCACUGUGGGAAGGAGCUGACCGCUGAGGCCCGGGAACUGAAGGGAGAGCUGUAUUGCCUGCCCUGCCACGACAAGAUGGGAAUCCCCAUCUGUGGAGCCUGUCGUAGGCCCAUUGAAGGACGAGUCGUCAAUGCUCUGGGAAAGCAAUGGCAUGUUGAGCAUUUUGUUUGUGCCAAAUGUGAGAAGCCAUUCUUGGGGCACCGACACUAUGAGAAAAAAGGACUGGCUUACUGUGAAACUCACUAUAACCAGCUCUUUGGAGAUGUCUGCUACAACUGCAGCCACGUGAUAGAGGGAGAUGUGGUAUCAGCUCUUAACAAGGCCUGGUGUGUGAAUUGCUUCUCCUGCUCCACCUGCAACAUCAAGCUUACACUGAAGAAUAAGUUUGUGGAGUUUGACAUGAAGCCUGUAUGCAAGAAGUGCUAUGAGAAAUUCCCUCUGGAGCUGAAGAAACGCCUGAAGAAGUUGUCAGAGCUAGCAUCCAAGAAGGCACAUCCCAAAGCUCUGGAUUUAAACUCUGCUUAAACAGGUCUGUCAGUCUACUGACUGCACUUUUGCAGGCAUAAGCUGCUGCUCACAGCAGCUGUUGAUUACAGAGGCAAUUACCAACAAGUAAAACCAAAGAUAAGUAGUACCUUCCCCUGCUUCUGGUAACGUAGCUUGCAUCUGACUAUCCCUUUUCUCAAGCAAUUGUCUAUUAACACUGGCAGAAAGAGGAAUAUGAUUUCUGCUUGAGCAGUUUACAGGCUGGUUAUUAAUUUGCUAAUAACAACUUAUUCUGCCUUGGUGGAAUUGUACACAG